AUGGCAGUCACCGAACUUGUGCUUUUCCAUUUCAAGAACAGCCAAGGCAUCGACGCCCCAGAGAAUGAAGCCAUAAAAGCAAAUAUUUCAACUGCAAUCAAGGCGCAAGAAUCCCACGCCUCGUACCCUGUUCAUCUCUUGACCCCGGUUGAAGAUCCAUCAUAUAUCUAUCUUCUGGGUGGCUGGGACUCCGUCGAAACACAUAUGGAGAAAUGGAUUCCGUCAAAGACGAACCAUGAUCUUCUCGCGGGACUACAGGAGGAUAUGGAGAUGCAUAUUCUGCGAGCAAACAUCAUCUUGACGCCUUUGCUCAGCCAUGGACGACUGCCGAUGGGUGGAGGUUAG
Messenger RNA from Talaromyces marneffei, 345 nucleotides. RefSeq lists its product as uncharacterized. The coding region runs from base 1 to 345 and encodes 114 amino acids. NCBI's taxonomy places the organism in Eukaryota, Fungi, Ascomycota, Eurotiomycetes, Eurotiales, Trichocomaceae. The transcript has a single exon. The record is from RefSeq and is a predicted model, not a curated record.